Messenger RNA from Episyrphus balteatus (marmalade hoverfly), 3943 nucleotides. Its product is annotated as A disintegrin and metalloproteinase with thrombospondin motifs like. The transcript is spliced from 16 exons. Gene Ontology annotation, biological process: proteolysis. The record is from RefSeq and is a predicted model, not a curated record. Lineage: Eukaryota; Metazoa; Arthropoda; Insecta; Diptera; Syrphidae. Gene Ontology annotation, molecular function: metalloendopeptidase activity. The coding region runs from base 327 to 2642 and encodes 771 amino acids.
AUAAAAAAAUUUUAUUCAAAGUGAAUUUCGCGAUUUCAAGUUUGUUGUGUGUUAACAAUAUCAAACCAAUCUUUUGUUUUAAAUAUUUUUUUUUUCGUUUCGUGUGGUUUUUUAACAAGUAUAUUUUAUAUAUUGUUUAAUCGGCACGUCAUCUUUUGUGGAAUUAUCUAUUUAUCUGUCGAUUUGACCAUUUUUUUUUGUAUAUGGGAUUAUUGCUGAAAUAUUUAUGAUCGAAUUUGAUUUACAAAAAAAAAGAACAACGAAUAAGAAGGAGAUAAAAAAGAUAAUAUCAAGAAAUAUAACGAUCCCUAUAAAUACUCUUCACAAUGACACAAAUAACUGGAAUAAUUUUGACAUUAUGGUCAAUAUACUCAACGUGCAUUGCAAUGCCAGAUAUCCACAAACAAAUGUCACCUCAACAACUGCAAUCAAUCUUUCACGUAGAGGAUAUAGACUCAGUGCCAAAUUAUGAGCUUGUACAGCUUGAACAUCUCGGAACAGAACAUAGUGGUGAAUUAUUACGCCGCCGAAGGAGCGUUGACAAUAAUAUGUUUGGUGCCACAAAUGCAAAAGAAACUCACCACGUUAAAAAGGACCUUAGCAAAAGUCCAUAUUAUAGUGAGUUAAAACUCCAAGCCCAAUCGGACGGGGCUAGCGCGAAUAGCAUUAGUGAUCACAGUUAUAGUGAGAAAUUAAAAAAUCUAGAUUUAAGUGGAAUUAAGGAGCACAACGUGUCCCUAAGUGCAUUCGGUGAAGUGUUAAAUCUAACGUUGCGACCAACCGAUGGUCUCUUCAAAAACGGUCCCGACUCGUUGCGUAUGUUUACGAUACGAAGCGAACAAAAUGCCACACAUGGUCUUGCCCUGGAGGAGGUUCAAAAUGAGGACAAGUCAACGGAGGAAGUCGGACAAGUGUUUCAGGACGAAGAGAAUAUGGCGGCAAUCUUAAUGCGGCGUCACUUGCAAAGUGGUGAUCUUGUUAUGGAGGGAAGUAUAGGACAUGAAAUGGUCAUAAAACCACUGCCAGAUGAACUUAAUAAAGACCUAGAUAAACCUCAUCAUGUGAUAUUUAAGAGAGAUACUCAACCAUUGGAACAUAUGAGUGAUUUUGCAUUCAUGGAACCCGAUGACAUUGAAACCAGUGAUAAACUUAAAACAUCAUCAGCAUCCGCAUCCCAAUCGAGUAGAAGAACAAAGCGAUUUGCCGGCAGAUUCCGUAGAACCCAAGAAUAUUCGAGCCGAACAAAACGUGAAGCACCUUAUAUGAUCUAUCCGGAGAUUUUAGUUAUUGUCGACUACGAUGGAUACAGACUGCAUGGCGGUGAUAAUUUACAGGUGAAGCGUUACUUUAUCUCGUUUUGGAAUGGAGUGGAUCUGCGAUAUCGUUUACUCAAAGGACCAAGAAUUCGCAUAAGCAUAGCUGGUAUCAUCAUUUCUAGGGGAAGAGAUGCAACUCCAUAUCUGGAAAGGAAUCGUGUCGGCAGAGAUGCCAUCGACUCAGCAGCCGCUCUAACCGAUAUGGGUAAAUAUCUGUUCCGGGAACGUAGAUUGCCGGUAUACGACAUUGCAGUGGCGAUAACAAAACUUGAUAUGUGCAGACGAGCAGCUCCAUAUUCGGAAUGUAAACGUGGUACAGCAGGAUUUGCAUAUGUUGGAGGAGCGUGCGUGGUCAACAAACGUCUGGAAAAAGUCAACAGUGUCGCUAUCAUUGAGGAUACCGGUGGUUUCAGUGGAAUCAUAGUUGCCGCUCAUGAAGUUGGACAUUUAUUGGGAGCAGUGCAUGAUGGUUCACCGCCACCAAGUUAUCUUGGCGGGCCAGGAGCAGAAAGAUGCCGUUGGGAAGAUGGUUAUAUCAUGUCUGAUUUAAGGCACACCGAAAGGGGAUUCAGAUGGUCUCCGUGUACAGUACAAAGUUUUCAUCAUUUCUUGAAUGGUGAUACAGCUAGCUGCUUGCAUAAUGCACCUCAUGAAGAUAGCGCACUUGGUCGAUCACUUCCGGGGACUUUACUGUCACUGGACGCACAAUGCCGAAGAGAUCGUGGCACAUACGCGUGCUUCAAGGACGAACGAGUUUGUGCGCAACUUUUCUGUUUUGAUGCACAAACAGGGUAUUGUGUGGCGUAUCGACCGGCAGCGGAAGGUUCGUCGUGCGGUAAUGGAGUUCACUGUCUGGAUGGCAGAUGUACGCCGCUACCUGCGAAUGUAAUACAGGAUUAUAGUAAUCAAUAUCGUGCUGUUUAUAAUUCAACAACAAUGGCAACACCAUCACCAACACCACCACCACAACCAACACAACUUGAAAAUGGAUCAACGGAUUUUACAUCGCCAGCAGAGAUCGAUAGCAAUGAAACACUUGACGAACAACAAAAUCCUCACAUUACAACCACACAAAGAAGUUACAUCCUAGGUGGACGUUCAACAACUCGAAGUUCUCUAUUUGAUACAUAUUUUAGAAAACGUACUAAUGGUAGUGGAAAUAGUAAUAAAUACUUGAGUCAACUACAACCAAAGGCAUCGCCACCGGCUUAUACAACAAACUAUCUCGGCGAUAAUACAAAUAAUUUACCAAUAAAUAUUCCUAGAGAAAGGAGUAGUAGAAGUGGUAGAUCAGCUGAAGCAAUCGGAGUUGCCAAUGUCAUGUGAAAUUAUGUAUCAUGUAUCUCAUAGAUACAGGGAACUUAAAAAAAAAAAAAAACAAUACAAUGCAUCAGUCAUUAUUUUUCUUUCUAAAUGAAAAUUCUCUAUUAAAUCAAACGAAAUACGAAACUCUUAUGAAACUUAAAAAACACCGGAGUAUGUGUGAAUCUAGCAACUUAACUGAAUAGAAUGAAGAGAUGACACUGGUUAAAUUGAAUUUGAUUAUUUUUGGUAUUCUUGGGACUCUAUCACAACUGCUGCAGCACCAGGACCUCCAAAAAAAAAUUACAAAAGGACUUCAACAAGGUGAAAGCAACACAAUUGCCAUUUUAACGAAACAAAAAUAUCACAGAUAAAAUUAUAUAACAUUGAUAGCUAGAAUUUAUUAUUUGAAUAACUAUUUUAUUUUUAGUUAUUUCUCUUAUAAUUUUGUAAUUAUUAUUAUAUUAUUAUUCAUCAUAGGAUUUCUUUUUUUUUGUUUUAAGAAAAAAUGACAACAAGAUUUUUUUUAUAAAUUGAACUUGUUUUUCAUCUCAUAUUGACAUCAAAUAUCACACUUAAAUAGUUAAUUUUGACUGCAAAAAAAUAUAUAAAAAUAAAAAAAAAAAACAAUGCGACAAAUAUUUGCCUUAUAACUUUGAUCGCUAAUUAUAAGUUUAAAUGAAAAAAAAAUAUUUGUAUAGAAUAAAAUGAACAUUUUUGCUGUAUAGAGAAAGAAAAAUUGUAUAUGUGAUAGUAUUAAUUUUAUUUAAUCCUAAAUAAUAGUUUUUUACUUGUAAAUUUUUUUUUUUUAUAAUUUUUAAGUUUACAUUCAGAUCAAAAAUUAAAAAUAAAAUAAAUGAGCACAAAACUUUUGGUUGAUAAAAUAAAAACAAAAUGUUCAUAGUAUUACAUUUGGAACAUUCAUUCACAUGAGAUAAAAACGCAAAAAGACACAUUCAAAUAAAAAAAAGAAAAGAAAUUAAAAAAAAAAACAUAAACUCAAAACAUAUUUUUUGUAAAAAUUAAUUUAACUUAAAACAAACUAAAAACCCCCACAAUUUAAUUUAAUUUAAUUUAACUUUAAAAAAAAAAACUUAGAUUUAGGAAUAGAUUAUUAGAAAUAGAUCAUAUAAGUGGUAUAUAGAAGAAAAUAAAACUGAAAGUUUAAUUAAUUAUAAGUAUUCUUUUUGUUUAAAACAAAAAUUUAAACUAGAAAAAAAAUGCAUUGAUGUACAUCACGAGUAUAUACAUUGUUUUAAGAUGACAUUGUAAAAAGGUGAACUCAAACUCAUUAAACUGCCGUCCAUUUUAGUAAAAAAAUAAAU